Bursaphelenchus xylophilus (pine wood nematode) is the source of this 2961-nucleotide messenger RNA. Lineage: Eukaryota; Metazoa; Nematoda; Chromadorea; Rhabditida; Aphelenchoididae. The record is from the annotation of a GenBank genome assembly.
AUGUUUCUCUUCACCUACAUUCUUCUUUUGGUUCCGAUAUUACACUUGGCGUUAGGCCAAGUCAUUCCUGCCCCUCCAAUUCCCCCAGGACAGGUUCUUCAAGUCGAUGGGAUCACAGGUCAAGGCAAAGUAAUCUACACCCUCGUUCCACUGGUCACAUAUCAACAACAAUGGAUUCAACAAGGCCAACGCCAACUUUAUUCAAUUUUUCCGUUAGGGAAAAUUCAACCCUCAGGCGUCAUCACGUUGGCUGACGGUUCCAAUCUUCCACAAGGAGGAUUUUUAGUGGCUGACGGACUAGAUGCUGCUGGCAAUGUGAUUUAUCGAGUCAUCAACGUUUCCGUUUACCAAGCGCAGCAAGCUCUUUGUGCGGAUCGUCAACAGUUCGUUGCAUGUGGCUGUCAACGCCCUCGGCCUUCUUUUGGCCCUAAACUAAUGUAUAUCCCUCCUAUCAUUAAUGGUGGAGACUAUAUUUUACUUAUGGUCCAAGCAAACCGAGGAAAUAACCGGCUAAAUCCGGCUUGCCAAGCUCCUCCUCCCAUUGGCCCCCCAAUUUCACCCUGCAGCAUUUUGAUCCCGACUCCUUGUGGACCAAUUUUAGUGCCCGGACAGCCAUCGAUAUCCAUCCAGCCGGGCACAGUGAUCAUCCCAGGCCAGCCGGGGAUCAUUAUUGUUCCGAUUAACGGGCAAAUUUUGACUCCAAACUCCCCAUAUUUGCCAAUUCAGCCCGGUGGAAUUAUAAUUCCCAACCAGCCUUGUACAGUGCAGAUUCCUGGAGCACCUGGGUACCCAAUACAGCCAGGAACGAUUAUUUUGGGAGCUCAAGCCGGCCAGAAUUGGAAUAAUUUGAAUUCAGGACGUCUGGUGCUGCAGGGAGAAAGUGGUAAACCGGCAGUUUUUGUCUAUCCUGGGCAAAAUUUAAAUCCAAAUCUGGGAGAUAAUGGGAUAUUAAAUCUUCAGUCAGGCAGCCCACACCCUCAUCCGCUUAUUUAUCCGAGCUUCGUCACUAACUUUGAUCAAUCAGCUGAUCUUCUAAGUCAAUAUAUUUCUCCGCCAGCUCUUCCAAAUCAGCCGAUAUUUUCUGGCGGGAUGUCAGUUAUGCCCUCAGGUAAUUCUCUAUCAAAUUUGGCCGCAAAUUACAUUAACCCAUGGGAGAGCAAUUGCAACAUUCCAAGCUCAAUCACAGUCAUCGAUUGUGGGCCGCAAUAUUCAGUGCCAGUAGUUACAGUAACACCGUUUCCAUCCUCCACAACGAUGAUUAUUACUACUACGAGUCCUUCAACAACUAUGAGCACCAGUAGUAGCACUUUUACAACUAGCACUACAACAUUUACAACGUUAACUUUCCCACCAACAACUACCACGAUGACUACUACAACAACUUUCACAACUAGCACUACAACAUUUACAACAGUAACUUUCCCACCAACAACUACCACAAUAACUACAACAACAACUUUUACGACUACGGAUGCCCCGGUUUCACCAAUUUCGACGGUAGUUCCGAUCACAGGUCCCCAGAAUUUGAACUUGAAAGCUGCAAAGGAUGAAAAAAGUGGUCAUCAAUAUUUGGAAGAGAUUUUGAAUCGAAAAACAACUUUGGGUUUGACUGCAAGGUCGAGCAAAACAAUUACAGCGGCCGAGAGUAAAGGGGAAUUUGCAAAAACAACAAAAUUAUUGACUAAAGUGGCUGGAACGGGUGACAAAUAUGGGAAAACGACACAGACGCAAUACAAGACCAUCAAAAAUCAAACAGAGUCGACAGCAACGCCACAGAAACUGAAGUCAACAACUAAGAAGGUCGAUAAGAAGAAGAGUACGAAAGCUACUGGAAAAUCAGAACUGACAACUUUGUUGAAUUUGAAGGGCCUUUCAAGCUUAUUGAAAGCCAACAAGAGCAUCACUGCCACAUCAGCAUUGUCAAAAAAGGGUAUCACGACUACAAUAAAAUCGGUUGAGAAGACAACAACAAAAAAGGUUACCCCAAAACUAAAGGUCACAGAAUCACCAAAAUUUUUGCUGGGAGCAGACUUUACUCCGGACAUCGAUGAAAUUAAAAAGGUAAGAUCGCUAUGAGACCUUUCACUGUCAAUCCAAAGGAAAAGCGGAAUUUUGAUACUUCGUGAUACCAAAUUUGGGUCUUCUGAGAUUUUUUUAAAAUUUAUUAUUUGACAAAUACAGGAAACUUGAUUGAAGCGUAACCAAACGUAUUCUGUUAGCAAUAAGUUUGAUUAAAUUUUCAUAAUCAUCAUUUUUUCAGAUAAUUCCCGAUAUCCUCUCCAAACCUGAAGGCAUCAUCACCGAUAAAGGCGCGACUUUAAAAUCUGGAGACCCGCUGAAGCCACAACAACAUCUUCUACCGAUCUUCAAUCACUCGGAAUCCGAUCUGUUUAUGGCCUUAAGAGUUGUUAAUCAAACCGAGUAUCAAUUAUACCAGAACCUAACUCUCAAGCCUUUCAAAUACAACUUCAAUCUAAAAUUCGAUGAUGUUUUGCCGCUGAUUCUUCCAAAUCCAUCAUUUGAAGAAGCGAGAAAGGUUUAUCCAACAUUGAGUAAAAAGCCGAUUGGAAGAAUCUACCCUGAGGGACCGGUGAACGAAGAGGACAAGCCGUUGGGGAAAGGGUUACAUUUCUUGCCAGACCUUCAUGAAGAUGGAGUUGUUCUGUUCAGAAUUUUAAGACCAAGCGAGUGGAUGGGCAUGAUCAAGGAGAUGGGUACGGAAUAUUUUUGAAAAUUUUUUUUUUGAUGACCUAAUUUCUUCUUUAUUUUACUUUAAAAUAAGCAAUUUUAUGUCCUCUCAAGGUUACUGUGAUGCCUCAGAAAGCUUUGAUAAUUUUUUCUCUUUCAGGAAAGUCAACUUCAUCAGUAACGGAAGUCCAAGUUGUGACUGCAGUAGCAACUGUGUUUGCCGAGAAGACAAUCGAAAAUCCAUUCAAACAUGUACUUCAUUUCAUGCAUUAA